Molecule: messenger RNA, 1052 nt
Organism: Botrytis sinoallii
Lineage: Eukaryota; Fungi; Ascomycota; Leotiomycetes; Helotiales; Sclerotiniaceae
Exons: 4
Coding region: 1-741 (246 amino acids)
Source: RefSeq, a predicted model, not a curated record
AUGCAUCUCCUCUCCACCAUCUUCCCCAUUUUUUCCCUUAUCCCCGCCGUCCUCUCUCAUGGCUACGUCUCCGGAAUUGUAGCAAACGGCGUUUACACUUCCGGCUGGCAAAUCUCCUACUGGUACGACGUUGUAAACAAGGUUCCUUAUCCACAAACUCCCGGAUGGUACGAGGAGGCGUUGGAUAUUGGGUUUAUUGCGCCUGAUCAGUAUUCGAGUUCCGAUAUAAUAUGCCAUAAGAACGCAGUAAAUGCAAAUGUAUCGGCUACUGUUGCUGCAGGAGGAACAGUACAAUUCCAAUGGACUACCUGGCCGCAUAACAUUGGGCCAGUGUUGACCUAUGUUGCUAAUUGUGGGGGAAGUUGCGCUGCUGUCAACAAAGCCAAUCUCAAAUGGGUGAAGAUCGAUCAAUCAGGUAUCAAUUUCAACACACAAGUCUGGGCCACAGGAGCCUUAAUGGCGAACAACAAUACCUGGACGACCACUGUACCAAAGACACUUGCUGCCGGACACUACGUAUUCCGCCACGAAAUCAUCGCGCUCCACGGUGCCACAACAGCCAAUGGCGCACAAAACUAUCCUUUCUGCGUUAACAUUGAUGUGACGGGCUCUGGAACAGCAAAACCUGCGGGCGUGGCAGCAACGACCUUCUACAAGGCGACUGACCCAGGAAUUUUGUUUAAUCCUUAUGUAACUUUGAGUAGUUAUACCAUCCCAGGACCGGCUUUGUGGACUGGUUGAGUUGUGAGGGAUGGAUAUGAACUGUGGAGAUGGGGAAAGGGGAUGGAUUGUGAAUGAGGUCAUACGCGGGGGAAUAUGAUGUGGAUUUGAUAAGGGGUUGUAGGAUUGAUGGGUUGUGGGAGGAUUGGGAGAUGCAGAAUGACUGAUCGUUCGUUUUCGAAACGUGGAAUGAGAUGGAAUUGGAUGUUUGCGUUUGUAAAUAGUUUGACCAUCCAAUUGAACUUGUAUAUACGCGAGUAAUCAUCUUUGAUGAUAUGAGACAUGCCACUUGGGAGGUGUUAUCCUGUCGGCAAAAAUAAAUCUCUUAGAGA